Messenger RNA from Ectocarpus siliculosus, 7815 nucleotides. Lineage: Eukaryota; Phaeophyceae; Ectocarpales; Ectocarpaceae. The record is from the annotation of a GenBank genome assembly.
AUGGCGGCUGACGUGGAAGGCGUGCAGCGGCUGCUGGAGGAGCUGCAUCGCCACAGCAGAGAAAACUUUCCGGACUCGGAGAUCAAUGACCCCGCCGCGCUGGUGGAGCAGCUGAGCAUCGCAGUCCUCGCCCUAGACCCACGAUCCCCGGGGCAAGAGGCGGAUGUGGCUCUUUUCGCUUCCUUCGUGUUCGAGUCUCAGGCCCCGCGAGACCUGCUGUCGUUCGUAACCGACACCAUCAACAGUUCCGCCAAGGUUACCAAGAAGUCGAGGAUGGCGGCUCUGAAGGUCGUGGGGAAUUUCUCGAAACGCCUCAAAGGAACUCCAGUCAUCGAUCGCUAUGCGCAGAGGAUCAAGGACGACACGUGGGCUGUGUUUUCCAAAGAAAGAGAGUCUCAGGAAGUCAGGGCACACGCCCUCAGGCCGCUCCGGGCGCUGCUCAAGCUCCGAUCCCCUAACCUCGCCGCCGAGAAAUGGAACGUCGCUGGCAUGUGGGCAACCAUCAGGGAGCAGUACUCGCUGGGUACCAGCAAGAUUUCGCAGAGCUGCAAGGGGGAGUUGUUGAAGCUGGCAGGCAGUCUGGUCCUGGUGUACGGGCGUGACGUGCCGGAGCUGGCGGAGGGGGUGAAGAUUAUGCUGGGCUGGUGCGACGCAGCUCUGAACGACAACGCAAAAAGCCAGAAGCUGGGCAAGGCCCUCCAACCGCAGAUCGUGGCCGGAGCGCUUGCUUGCAUCGACCUCUUGUGCUCCGCCGGGUUCGAGGAGCGGUACACCUACAAGGCCGGGGAAAGCGCCUCCAAGCCUAACACCAAGCUAUACAUGCACCUGCUGAGGGCGGUGCAAGAGGGUUCGGCGCAGGACCUGAGCCGGUUCGAGGUCCCCGCGAAGGCGCUCCGCUUCUUUCGGCGGCACGCGAGGCUGUUCUCGGACAACAUCGGUCCGCUGUCGAGAGCCCGGCAGCUUUACGAUCUUAUGGAACAAUGUGCAACCGCCGGCGGCCGGAGCUCGAGACUCAAGCUUAAGAAGCACGCCUUGCCUGCCAUCGAGGCUACCCUGAGAGAGGUAGCGCGAUAUACAGCUUCUAGGCCGGCGAACAAGGAUACGCUUGACAAGCUUGAGGGCACCUUCCUCAAGCUUCUGGAAGGCGCGAAACCGUCUGCGGAGGAGGUUACGGUGGCUCUGGCGGGGCUUGCCGCACUCUCCCCCGCCGCGACGGCACUCAGCUCCUACCAGGAUGCCGCCGAUGUAGCCGACCGCCUCCUGGUCUGCCUGGACGCCGCGCGUGGCCAACUGGAUGAGGUUGGAUUCGCGGGCGAAGAUUCUGACGAGGAAGACGGCGGAAAUGGAUCGCCCGGCGCCAGAGGGACAGAUUCCUACGGGAAAGACAAGUCCCUGAAGCUCGAGGCCCAGUUCCUCCGCACCCUGGCGUGCAGAGCGGGAGUCCUGGGAGGCGUGUUCGCACGAGAGAGGCAACAAGGGGACGCGUCCCCGGGGUUAACAGGAGGAGGCGACGGCGUCGUGGGAAUGGACGUCGAUGAAGAAGGAGGCCCCGUCGCCGGGAAGGGGAAGGGUGGGGGGGUGAGGGGAGGCGUGCCGGGAGGCAUGGGCGGAGCCGUCCCGGGACACUUGAUGAGGCGCCUGCAGAGCCUGUCCUUGCGGCUGGUCGAGAACUACGCGCUCCUCAGCAGUAAGGACAGGGGCCUCGCCUGCCAGGGGCUUUGCCAGCUGUGGCUGGCGUUGUCUGGGCCCGGGCAGGGCGACAACCUCUCCCGCAUGCUCGGCGUCGUAGUCCAGAAAGGGGUAAGCCUCGCAGGUACGAUGGAAAACCCGGGGGGCGGUAUAGACGAAGCUGGGGAGCCGAGCGACGCGCCGGUGAAGUGGGUAGCUCCUGUCGAUCCCGUCACGGGCGCCGUGGACGCGCGUCUCUGCUUCUUGUACGCUGACCUGUGGAGGCGUGUUGUGAACCCGGGGUCGGCGGAGCUUGAGCCCCUGCAAGCGUGGGAGGCGCUGCCUGGAUCUGGGGCGGCGGCGGCGGCGGCGGCGGCGGCGGCGGCUGUGUCGGGGGUGUCGGGGGUGCUGUAUCGAGACGCCAUCGCCCCCGAGGUGUACGAUGCUGUGCUGGGCGCCGUGCUGACGGCGGUGAAGAGGCUGGAUCUACGCUACACCUACGGCACCCCCGAAGAAGGGGGAAGGCCGAUCCCUCUCCACGCGACGGACCAGAACAUGUUUCUCAACCUGGUCUCCUUCUGCCAGGACCUUCUCCCGACGUGUCGCCCAGACCUUCUUUUGGAAUGGGUUCCCAUCCUCUGCCCGGAGCUCGUGAAACGGUCUUUGGAACGGCCGUUGGUAAGCGGGUUUUACCGGCUGGUCACCCUGGUAUUCCGCGAGACCGCUCGCUCGGGGUAUUUCGAUGACCACACUGUGUCACCAGAGACCCCUUGUGAUCAGGCCGUGCUGUGCCCCCCCUCGUACCUUGAGUGGAUGACGGUGCGCCUGGGCGGCUUCCGCGACGAGCUCCUGGCCGCCUGCACGGAGACCCUCCUGAGCGCUCCGGUGGGAUUGCUGGGGGGGGAUCUAAGCCCCCUCGUCCCCGCCCUUAGGGCGGCGCUCACGUCCGGAACGUCGCACCUGCCGACCGCGGUGGUGGCGGUGGAAGCGCUGGAGAGGUGGAGGGAGGAGACCCCUAACCUGCUGUGGGCCCACUUGGGAGAGAUCCUGCCGCACCUAGACAAGCACCUGUCCGCCGGCCCCGGGGGCGACGGGGGAUCCGCCGAGAAAGUGAGGCGUUCCAAGGGCGGGAAGGCGGCGGGAUCUUCCGCUUCCGCUGGGGGGAGCGGGGACACCGCUGGAGAGGAGUCGAGGAGGAAGGACUUACGCAGGAGGAUCGUGCGAUUUCUUGGAAGGCUAGGAGGGAGGAACCAUCUGGUCGCGACCGAUGCCUCGAAGGCACUCUCGGACUCCCUGGCCUGGGACACGACGCCACGCAUCCUCCUCAACGUGCCGUUCAAGGACAGGCAGAACCCGCUCACGAUUUGCCUGGACGGGGUGCUCCAGAGGCUGGUCGAGCUGGCUCUGCACGAGGGGGCACGGCAGACCAAGACCCUGGCCGCGGAAUGCCUCCACGCUCUCGUGGUCUACAUGGUUGGCUGCACGGCGACGGACCCUUCCUCCGGGCAGCAGGGCCGGCCUGGAGACUUCUCGAAACUUUUUCGGCGGGUGUUUCCCGCGGUCCUGCGGCUUGCCGUGGACCUAGACGAGACGACGAGGACCCUCUUUUCGAAGCUGUCCAUGCAGCUCGUGCGCUGGUUCUCACAGGCGCAAACCGAAAACGACGACACGCUGGCGCUGCUGGACUGCCUAGGAGAGGGUGCAGCGGCGGAGGAAGGGGGGCCGCUAAGGGAGGUGUGCGCCAAGGGUGUCGUCGAGUUCCUCCGCUACGCCAUCAAGCAGUCAACGAAGAGGCAACAGGCGGAGGGACCCGUAGCAGUUGAUGCGCUCCUGACGCGGGUGUUCUCCCUCGCCACACACCCUGACAAGAACCGACGCCUAGGCGGCCUCAUGGCGUUCAAUCAGCUGUGCCGUCCGCUUCGGGAAGAGACUGCUCUGCUCAACAGGUACGCCCUGCGCCUGCUCCACGUGGCGCUGAUCUCCCUGCGACGGGCUCACCACGACCACUCGGCGCUCGGAGUGGCGGACGCGGCGUCCUCGGCCGUGGACCGCGCCCUGAGGGUAGUCCACGAGUCCAUCACCGAAAAGGGAGACAGAGGAGACCUCCUCAGGAAAAGGGACGAAAGGGGCGAACUGCGGAGCGUCGAGGAGAUGGCUGGUUGGGCUUGGGACCGGGUCGGCGCGGUUGAGACGCGAUUCCGCCGCAAGUGCAUGACCGUCCUGUUGGCACUGUGCCCGCUCGUCGUCGAAACGUUCGACGGCCUCGACGAAACCCCCUCGGAAAACGACGGCGCCCGCACCUGGGUGUGGCGGCGCCUCGAGGAAUCCGGCAGGGCCGGCAUAACGGAGGCGGUCCGAGUGUUCGAGAGCAGCGCGUCUCAGAGCCAAGCCUUCUCUUCGGCAGCAGUCGGGGGUGGUGGCUUCAAGGCCAUCGGGGGCGAACAGGGGGCGGAACUGCGCGAGAAUGAAACGAUGGAGUGGGACAGAAUCGCGACGGCCGCGGACUGCUACAACUUCGCCCGCGACACAGGGAUCAUUACGGCCGCCGAGCUGUUCCUUGGAGCGCCCAAGCGUGGCGGCGGCGGCGACGGCGGCGUCGGUGGUACCAGCCAGAAAAAGAGCCAGUCCUCCGGCAAAAAGCGGAAAGCUUCGUCUGCCCGAGAGGACGCGGCGGCAGACGGCAGUGGCGGUGGUGACAGCUCCAGCUACGGCUCAGAAGCUGCCGAGCCCCUCGUGGUCCGGUCGCUAGCCGGGGUCGUGGAACGUUUCGGGAAGUUUCUCGAGGACUUCCCAUUCCAAUCGCUUGCUGGGGAGGAAGAGCGUGAUGGCGAUGCCGGUGUCGUUCAGGGGGACGGGUUGCGACAUCCGACUGUUGCCAAUGUCAGCGGGACGGUAGCAGCGAGGCUGGCCGCGGAGGCGAGCCGACCUCUAGUGGUGGACGACCCGGGCCUGCUCCCGACGGAGCGGGCGGCCGCGCAGCUGUCCCGGGCGGUGCUCCUCCGCCGCGGUUUCACGCUCCUCGCCGGCUGCUUGUCCGACGACGGCGCCCGGAGAGACGAGAUGGCCGCGUUUCUGGUGAAAGAAGGCCUCUGGAGCCGCCGCGCGCACCUGGUCGUGAUAUACUGUCUCGUGUGGCCGUGGGCCGGGGAAUUUCUCCCUCGUGCUUCCGACGGGGACGAAGUGGAACAAUUCCUACCGGCAGCGGUGGAACGCCUUCUGAAGCACUGGAAAACCUUGGAUAAUGCCGCGGGGCCAGGAAACGGGCUUUCCGAGACCCUGCAGAGCCUGCUGCGAGUUCGGGUCUCCAAGGAAGACAGCGCUAGGCUCUCGGCCGCUAGCCCUAGCAGCGGAGAAGACGAUGCUGUCGACCUUUGCCAGUGGAUUUUGGCGCAGUCCCUUUCAUCCCAGCAGGCGUUGUCUCGCCCCUUCGUCUCCGGUCGUGCUGGCAGGAAACCCUCUACCGCACGCAGCAACGCCAGGCGUUCACCUACUCCUCCCGACGACGAACUCACGGGCCGCGUUAUUCGAGCGUACAGGUCUUUCGCGAACUCCGGGCUCUUUGGCAGUGUCGGCGGCGGCGGCGGCGAAGCGUUUCGCCUUGCCUCCGGGCUUUGGUCCACGGUUGUCCGCCUCCCGGAGGGGCUGCGGCCGGCGUCCGAGCACCGCGCAAAGACGGUUCUGCGGCUGUCGAUGGACCUAGGCCUUCCCACGACAACGGGAGCUACCAUCGGUGCCGCCUCCAUCCUCGCCGGCUUGCUAGAUUUGCACCCGGCGAAACGAGCGGCGGCAGCGUCUGCGGUAGGUGUGGGCGGCGCCACUCGUGGCUCUCUCUUCUACCGCCGAUUUUCCGAGCCAAUUCACGAUGCGCUGCUGAGGCGUGGAGCUGGCUGCCCUUGGUCCAGCGUGUGCAAGGCACUCGUGGAUGCCUGUUUGUCCACCACCGCCGGGGAGACGCGCGGUCACCACCCCUUGCUGGCAGCGCAGGCGUUUUCUGUCCUCGAAGGCGUUUUGAUCCUUCAGUCGGAGCGGGCGACGGGGGCGACGACCCUCACCUCGCGGGCCACGAUGGACCCGAGCGAGACGCUGAGCGUAAUUUUGCCCGAGUUUCGACGCCUCGUCGAGGACCCUGACUGGGGCCCGCCGCCGACCGCCGUGCGGGGGAAGACCGGCGGUAGCGCGGCCGUCGGGGUUCACGGCACGGGAAAAAUGCUGCGCGAAUCUCUCCGUCUCUGCCACCGCCUCCUCCGGCUGGCCGCGGCUGUUAAGUCCGGGUCUCCCAUCGCCACCUCGGCCAGCGGCAGCAGCGGUUCGUCCACGACGUCGCCGCCGUACUUUGAGCGGCUGCUGGAAAUGAGCGCCCUGUUGGUGGCGCGGACGCUGGGGUCGUCAUCUUCGGUUGUUGACGCCUCCACCAAGGCGGACGCUCUCACCCUUGUGCCGUUCUUGAGGCCGUGCAUCACGCGAAAAGCUCGGAACUACGGGCAUGCCGUCCCACACGCUGGGAGGCAAGGCGAAGGUGGAGCCGGUGGUGCCGGUGCCAGCGCAGGGGGUAAGGGGAAGUCCGACGGGCUAGUGAUGCCCGCUAUGGAGGAAAUGAUGUCGAUGCACUUCCCGAUCGACAACAGCCGAGAGCCAGCGGAAGGGUCGGAGCAGGCGACCGCGUUCGCGCUGCUGCUGAGGGGGCUGCUCGGUGCGUUCGUGAGGUGCGGGGACCUUGGCUUGCUGGAGCUGCUCUUCGGUACCCUAGCGGAAGGCCGGAAGCACCGGCACUACAGAUGGGUCGACAAGGCCCUGGAUGCCUUCGUUUCCGGGCUGGACAUGGAGGCGAGCGGCGUGGCGGAGGCCGUGCUCGGAUUCUGCCUGGACAAGCUCACCGCGGGGAGAGUCGGGGCCAGCGUCCGGACCAUCCUGUUCGACAAGGCCCUGGCGGACUCGGCGUUCAGGAAGAAGAAGACGAGCGAGGACGGUCCCGCCAAAGAGCGGCAAGAGGGGGACGAGGAGAAGGCUCUAACUCUCAAGGAUGUCACGCUCGGGGUUUGCAACGCCUGGAAGGCGGUGGUUGCCUCGGAGGAAAAGUUCAGCCAGAAUUGGCUCGAGCUGCGCUGCCGCCGGGCGGUGUUCUCCUGCGUAUGCACAGCCGUUCGCGCAACCCAGGACAAGGAGAAGUUCUUCGACAAGCUCGUGUGGUCGGACGCCCUCUACGCCAAGUCGUCGGGGCCGGGCGGGGGCAAGACCAGCGUGCUCGCCCUUGUCCUGAACAUGGAGACCGAGCACACGUUCGAAGUAAGCCCCAAGGUGUUCCAAUCGUCUCGGCUUCUCCCGGCGCGCCCUCCCCCGCUCGGCCGCGGCCGAAGCGCGGCGACUACGGGUCGCAGCCGCGGAGGCAUGACCGCUUCCUCGAUGCUCUCUCAGAGCAGUCUCGGGUUCGGCGGUGAUUCGCUGGCUGUGGUGGCGGGCGGUGACGGUGGUGCUGCGGACCCCGCCGCGGAAGACGAGAGAGAGACUUACAGCAGCCAGGCCGCGCUGACGGAGCCGGCGGGAGUUCCGGAAGGGGACGGAGAGCCGGGGACGGACUCCCAGCAUCCCCGGUCCCAGUCGCAGUCCCAGGGUGACAUGGCCCCGGUUUUCGGGCGUGGGGCUGUCGAGAGUGCUGGGGGCGGAACGCGGGGAGGGGGAAACGCGGAAGAGGACGCUGUGUUUCUCGAGAUGAGUCACGUGAACAAGGAGCCGUGCAUGCGGUCGCUGCUGCAGGUGAUGGUCGCCCAGCAGCGGCUGUUCGGAGACAGCUGGAACGAGCAGGUCGACCAGAGCAAUGGAAUGUUUGAGCCGGCGUGGUCGGUCAAGAUGAGGGCCAAGCUCGAAGACAUCGACCUCCCGCGAAACGUGCGCAUCCUGGCGUUCCAGUUCGCGCUCAACGCCCCGGUCUCGACCGCUCUGUUGCCGUGGGCGGUGCCGUGGAUCAAGGCCUUGUCCGACUUUGCUCUGGCGCCGCUCCCUGAAGAAAAAUUUAUGGAGUUUGUGGCAGAAACGUAAAGAGCUCCCAAAUGUUGGUGGUGUCUCUAGUAGGUGUAGGAACGGUGCUCCGUCUCGAAAGGGACGCGUGGUCAAUGGUCAAAUGACUACGGCAAGCAACAAAUGAGUACGCCC